Messenger RNA from Pseudozyma hubeiensis SY62, 2103 nucleotides. RefSeq lists its product as hypothetical. The record is from RefSeq and is a predicted model, not a curated record. Bases 1 to 2103 code for a protein of 700 amino acids. The transcript has a single exon. Lineage: Eukaryota; Fungi; Basidiomycota; Ustilaginomycetes; Ustilaginales; Ustilaginaceae.
AUGUCCCCCGCACCCACAUCCACCGACAUCCUGUCGGCCAAUCUCAAGCAACAAGUGGGACACGUCUUGUUUGUCAUCCUGCCGCUGUCCCUCAUUGUGGGGAUCGUGACAGCCGACCAGUACAACCUCGAUUUUGUCCGCUUGGUCCAACUCGGUUUCGCCGCGCAACUCGACCGUCACGCUCUGCCCUCCGACGACGCCCUCAGGGUCAACCCACUGCGAUGGACGUUCUUGCAAUCGGCGUAUUGGCUCCCCAUGGUGCUCUUCACCGGUGCCAUGCUGGUGCUUCUGUUCGUCUUGCUCGUCGCAAAGUUGCGCCCGGCACGUUUGGUAGACGGGCUGGUUGCUAUCUUGGUGCUCAUAGCGGGCAUGGUCGCACUCAUGACGUUGCUCAAUGCGUUUGUUGGCACCUCGGUCGUGGGAGUUCUUUUCACCAAGAUGGCGGCCGGCUUUGCCAUCUGUAGCACCUUGGGACUCGUAGCUCAAGCGGUCGAGCUCUUUCCCUCGGCGCCGGGACGAGGCUCACUGUCCGGGUCGACGCCAGCAUCACAUCAAGACACACUCGGAUUUUCCUCUGUCACAUUUGCAGCCAUCUAUGGAUUGGGUACCGCGUUUGGCUCCAGUGCGUCCUUGUCAGGCUACCAGAUCGCAAGCCUUUUGCAAAGACACGGCGUAUCCUUUUCUGGGGUGCCGAAUAGCGGAAGGCAAGGCUUCCUAAGCCUUUUUGUCGUUGAGGGCUGCUUCUUCUUUGCGCUCUGUCCGGCGAUCGGUGUCUUGCUCAUCCUAGCGCGUCGAUUUGGCCGUCGACCGUCCGCAAUAGAUAGCGAUGCCAGCACGAAAAGCAACAUUCCAGCAGCUGGGAGCGCGACGAUGCAGACGGACGCCAAAGACGUCGAGCGAGCGCAAAUCAGCCCUGUCGAGGCACUCACCGCAAGCUCAGACGUGCCCUCAACAUCCCCCGCUUCGACAUCCGUCGAGGACAAGCGCGAUCCGGGCUCGAGCGAAAAGACAACGUUGGCAGGUUUGCGCCGCUUGUCGUCGUACUACCCUUCUCUGUUGGCUAGCAUCAACAUCUUCAGGCGUAACGCGAACGGCGAGGAUGCCAACAACCCUUCUGCUGUAGUCGCUAACCUUCGCAGCCUGCAGCAGAUGCACACUGGAUUCGGACUCUGGGUAUCGAGCGUGCUGCGCCGCAUCAUGGUGUUCCUCUUUGGCGGGCUCGGCGUCGACGAUGCGGCCUUCGACUUGAUCAGUGCCGGCACCUCGUCACGCGAGACUUUCAUCGCUGGUGUUUUGAUCGUCAGCAACACGUCGGUCAUUCAGGCAGCCGUGAUUUGGCUGGUGGUCAAGACCCAGAGCCACGCGUCGAAGCUAGAAUCCGCUUCAGGGUCAGCGAUCAAGCUUGUGCCCGUGGUGCCAGGCUUGCCGACACUGGCGGGUGGUGUCAGUGGCGCUGUCUCUGCCAUUGCCUGGAGCAUCCUGGCGACCAAGAGACCGGCUGUUCGCAAGGGCUGGAGAAAACGACUGGCUGGACGGAUGGAAACGCCCUGGUGGGUGCCGGCGUUGCUCACGACGUGUCUCGGCGUGUCGAUCGUGGGUCUGGUUUUGGCGGUGUUGGGUAAUAGCAUGGUUCCCGAUGGUAGCUGCGGAAGCUGGAUCCUGUACGUGGCUACCAUUGUGACGUUUGCCGGUACCGUCCCGCAGCUGCCGCUCGCGUUGUUGCAGAUCUACACGGUGCUUGACGUCGAGCUCGGUCGCAGUCAUCCCACGGAUGGCACGCCAGCCAUGUCGAAGGAAGAACAGGUGCAAACUGCGCCGUAUCGAGCAGCGAACAUCCUGGGCAGCAACUCGGAGCCAUCGGUGCACGCACUGCGUUGGGAACGCGUAGGCGUCAUGAUCUCGACACUGACCACAACGGUCUCAUCGACACUGCUCACGGCGUGGAUCUUUAUGCUCUCGGAUACUUGUCAGACGGUGUUCUUGUUCGUCAGCGUGGUGCUCGCGGUGGGUGGGAGCGUGUGGUUGAUGCUCAGGCACACGCUGCCGUGGCGGAGGCAGGGGAAGGUUGAGCAGCAGGCAGCGUCGGCUCUCGCACAGCCGUGA